GAUAUAAUUGACAGGGUUAAGUGUAGAAACACUUGAGUGAGAAUAUGGUGACAAAGUUUGAAGAUAUUUAACAAUAACCAUAAUUUUUUUUAGCGGCUCAGUUCUUCUUCUGUGGACUUUCAGUGAAAAAAAGGUGUUAAGAGGAAGUAUUUCAGAGAAGGUAUUUGAGCUCUUGAGUUAGUGUUGUCAGCUGAGAGACCGUGGCAUAUGCACACAGGUCAGCCAUGAAGAGUGUGAAACAGAGGAACCGUGUACUGAUGUACCGGGGUAAGAGCGAUUUUUCAAAAUGUGAUAUUUUAAAUGCAGCUUUACAAAGUAGUAUAGCUGUUUUAUUGAGAAAGUUUAUUCAGAAAAACAAAAAAAGAGUUUGUGAAAAUAAGAUUCAUUCUCUUUUCAGAGUCCUGUAAUGUAAUGAGAGACAUAUUUUUCCUCUGUGUUCCAGCCUGUCUGCUCCUGGCCUUUUCUUCACCUGCUGCAGGUCAGUCCAUGGGCUCUUGUAACACCGAGAUUCCUUAUAUUUGAAAUCCCUCAUGACCAACAGUGCUGUAACAUGUAACGUUCCUUUUUGUGGUUCCAGAGUUACCUCUCCAAUGUGUAAAAGCUGGAAAUACUCAGUCUGAGUUUAUAACAGUAACAAAAGGUGUUCCACAAGGAUCAGUUUUAGGACCCAUCUUAUUUUGACUGUAAUAUUCAUCUUUAUGCAGAUGAUACUGUUUUAUAUUGUUCUGCCAAUUCUUUACAUCUCUUGUUGUUCCAUCAAUCUACAGUCAUGUUUCUGUGCUCUGUGUCCAGGUUUUCAGGUCAGGCUGAGUGGGUCUAAAUCUUCCUGCUCUGGAAGGGUUGAGGUCUUCAUAAAUGAUACCUGGGGAACAGUCUGUGAUGACGGAUGGGACUCACGGGAAGCUGAGGUGGUGUGCAGACAGCUAAAUUGUGGGAAAGUACUUGAUGAUCCCAGAAGAUCUGCCUUUGGUUAUGGAUCAGGCCCAAUCUGGUUGGAUGAUAUUUCCUGUUCAGGAAAUGAAAGGUCUUUAUCUGAGUGUCGACAUAAUGAAUUUGGAAAUCAUAACUGUGGACACAGUGAGGACGCUGCUGUGACCUGUUCAGGUAGGAAAAAAUUAUAUUAAGAUAGGACUGUCGAUAUAAAUGGAAGUAGUAUCAAUAUCGGCAGUCCAUGAUCCAACCUGACCAAAGUGUUCCACAUCAAAGGAGGGUCCAAGAUUGAUCAUUCAUUUGCCAAUAGUUCACCCCAGUCAUAUUGCCCCCUAAUGACACCAGGAAAUGUCAAGCUUAGCUCCGUCUGUGAGGGCUUGCCAAGGACCCACCAUUUUAUGAAAACUCAAUUAUUCUAAUAACUUUUAAAUCUACUUUUGUAUAACUCACCAUGUUCAUUUGAGGAGGACUGAAUUCUUUCAGAGGAGUGAAUUUAAAUGUGCUUUUUCUGGAAAUGGCAUAAAUGUGGACCAGUACUGACCUACAGCCAACUAUUGCCAACUCCCUGUUGGGUUAAAGGCAUUGGUUCGAGCAGAUUUUUUGUAGAUUUUGAUGUGACAAAUUUGUGAAGCAAGACCCAUGAUUGAAGCUUAAAAUAAUCUCUGUUAGGAGGGCUGUUUGAGGAGGGGAGGGUAUCAAGCUAAGUUUUGCAAUUUAAAACAAAAAUCGCCAAAAAUAUCAAAAUUUCACGAGUUUUUGGGAAUGUCCAAGGCCCAGAACUUGGGAGAGAGAGAGAGAGAAAAGAAAAUAUCAGAUAGAAUAGAGUCCUCGAGUCGCACACUUUGUGUUUGGAGUUAAAGAUACAAAGGUUUUCAAUCCUGCUCUUACUAUUUGGUGCUUGGGCUCCAAAAAUCACAUGAUAAAGAUCAAGUAUGUUCUAUCUUCUUACAGUCAUGUUUCUGUGCUCUGUGUCCAGAUUUUCAGGUCAGGCUGAGUGGGUCUGAGUCUUCCUGCUCUGGAAGGGUUGAAGUCUUCAUAAAUGGUAUCAAGGGAACAGUCUGUAAUGACGGAUGGGACUUGCAGGAAGCUGAGGUGGUGUGCAGAGAGUUGAAUUGUGGGAAAGCAGUGGACACUCCUAAAGGACCUGUCUUUGGUGAUGGAUCGGGCCCAAUCUGGCUGAAUGGAGUUUCCUGUUCAGGAGGUGAAAGGUCUUUAUCUCAGUGCCGACGUAAUGGAUUUGGAAAACGUAACUGUGGACAUGGAGAAGAUGCUGCUGUAAUCUGUUCAGGUAGGAAGAGUUUAUAUUAAAAUAGGGCUGUCAAUAAAAAUGUGUCAAUCAUCAAUCAAUCAAUCAAGCAAGCAUACAAACUUUAUUUAUAAAGCACUUUUCAUACGAUAAAAGUAGCACUAAGUGCUGUCCAUUUAAGGACACAAGCAGAUAAAUGUCAGGGGAUACAAAAUUAGAAAUAAAAAACCCCACCCAUCCUUCCUACACACAUUCAACUCACACACAACACUCACAUGUGCACACAAACACACAGAGAAACAUACUCACACACGCACACACACACACACACACACACACACACACACACACACACACACACACACACACACACACACACACGGACACCAAGUGAGGACUGUUUAAACUGCCACAGAAGACUAAGGAAGUGCUAACUUGAAGUAAAAAAGAAGGAAACACAGGACCUAAGACUAACUGAUAAAAGUGUGAUUAGAUAUAACAAAGGUAUUAAAACGUUUAGAGUUGAUUAAAAUAAAACAGUCUUAAAACCGAACAGUAAAAGUAAAUAAGUAAGUAAUUAAACACAAAAUACUAACUCUAAAUCUAAAAUAAAGUAUAAACACAUGACGCAGAUUAAGAGAUUAAAACAAAAAUCAGCUAAAAGCCAGACUAAAAGGUAGGUCCCUAACCCUCCUUUCCAAAUAUGAACAGCAGGUGUCGCUCUCAGGUCUGCAGGUAGACUGUUCCACAGAUCAGGGCCAUAAUAUUGAAACAGUGAUUUACUGAAGAAAUUAAAAGACCACUAUCUGAAAACCUGAGGGCUCUACGGGGCUCAUAUUCAAAAGCAAAUCAGAUAAAUAGGACGGACCAAGACGGCUGAGGGAUUUAAAGGUCAGCAAAAUGCCCCAAGUUUUGAUUUUGACUGAAUUCUUGCCACAAUACUUCAAACUGUUCAAUCCCACAUAAACAUAUCUGUAAAACGUUUCCUGUGUUAAUACCAAGUCCCAGCCUGAACACAUCCAUGUUUGAAAACCAGUAAAGUACUGCCUACUGGCAACAGGAAGUUACUGCUGCACAGUCAUGUUUCUGUGCUCUGUGUCCAGGUUUUCAGGUCAGGCUUAGUGGGUCUGAGUCUUCCUGCUCUGGACGGGUUGAAGUCAUGCCUAAUGGUACCUGGGGAACAGUCUGUGAUGACGGAUGGGACUUUCGGGAUGCUAAUGUGGUGUGCAGGCAGCUGAAUUGUGGCAAAGCACUUAAUAUUCCUAGAGGAUCUAUCUUUGGUAAUGGAUCAGGCCCAAUCUGGAUGGAUGAUGUUUCCUGUUCGGGAGAUGAGAGGUCUUUAUCUGAGUGCCAACAUAAUGGAUUUGGUAUUCAUAACUGUGGACACAGUGAGGACGCUUCUGUGAUCUGUUCAGGUAGGAACAUUUUUAUAUUCAAAUUGGACUGUCUAUAUAAAUCUGUCAAUAACGUGUGAAUGCAAAUUUCUUCAUACCCUCCAAAAGUUUUGAGUUUAUCCUGACUUUUGUUUUUAUGAAAAGGUAUGUUAGCUGAAACCCUCGUCAGUGAGUGAGGUUGUGGUGAGCUUUAAGAGAUAGGCGUUUUGUCAUGAAACAGGAAGUAGUAUUAAUCUCGGCCAUACCACAGACUUUAUAUUGAAUUGACGUCAUCUGUGUUUUCGCUGGGUCUUUGAGCAAUUUUUCCUGAGACUUUUUUCUCUGCAGUUUCAUUUUUUAAAGAUAUUAAGGGCUAUAAAAACAUUAUAUUUCCUAUGAUUGACACAUGAUACAGUCAAUGGGCGUAUGGAGAUUGUGUUGAACAUCCAGGGUAUGCGCUGUUUGGCAGAGCUUCAUUGCGAUGUUCUCCUGCUGAACACUACUGCGCAAAUGCCAGUUUCAGGAAAUAGAGAAAGUUCCCGGAAAUACAGGAAGCAUUUAGGCUUCAAAUUGGCAAAAUGACGGGGUGUGGUCAAGUUGUCCUUGGCCUAUACAGUCCAUGAGCUAUAUAUACUCUGAUCUGACCAACAUGUUCCACAUCAACAGAAAGUCUAAGCUCAACUGUUCAUAUGCCGAUAGUUCAUCCCUGUCAUAUUGCCCCCUAGUGGCAGCAGGAAAUAUCAUGCUUAGCUCUCUUACCAGAAGCUUUGAGACCACUGACCUAGCCUGGCUGGGCCAUCCAGUUGCGUGAAUCACUUGCCGUUCCUUCCCACAACAGUCUGGACUUCGGCCAAUUGGGAGCGUGUAUUAGAAAUCAGAAAAUAAGCGGGCCAAUCAGUGACUGUGUUUCCAUUGUUCCCGGGACAACAGGGAAAGGCAGCCCCUGAUUGGUCCAUGUGUAGAUGGUGACGUCUCACACAUGCUGCGGGACCUUUCAAAGCGCUGUUCAUUCAGAACGCCGUUAAUUCUGCAGUUGACUUUGCGAAGUCGGCAGAAAUCCUUUAUAUCCGCAGAAGAAGACGUAAAAGACAUUGUUCUCUUGCACACAUUGAAAUAUUACCAAACCUUUACUUGAUGCUUGAGAGCCCAGCAGGGAACACAGUUGCGCACUGUGAUGACGUCUGAUGCUUGGUUACGGUGAUUGGUUACAGUAGUCUGUCUAUCAAGGAAAGUACUCCCAGCCACUUUUAGGGCUCCCAAUUGGCCGAAGUCCAGACUGUUGUGCGAAGGAACAGUAAGGGAUUCACACAACUGGAUGGCUCAGCCAGGCUACCAUUGACCAUAUCUACAUCACUUUUGCACUGGAUAACCCUGAGGUGUUGGUCUUCCUACGUAUGUAUCAAAAACUGUGAAUUUUCACCACAGAUCAUGGUCAGCAAAGUGCUCCAAAUUUUUUAAAGGCGCUAAAUUACCAAUAGAGUCACCAAAUGUGGUCUUCAAUUGCCCACUGGCCCACUGUUAGCAGUUUGGUGGCAGUGGCUCUAAGACUUCCAUGGGGAGACACCUGUCUCUGAGGACUUGCAGAGGACCCGCCUUUUAAUAAAAAAUCAAUAAUAACCCUCUCAUAACUUUAAUUCUUUUUUUGUACAAGUCACCAUGUUCAUUAGAAGAGACAUGAUUCCUUUAAGAGGAAUGAAUUUAAAUAUGCACAAAAUAUGUCCCAUCUAGUUACAGUCAUGUUUCUGUGCUCUCUGUCCAGGUUUGCUGGUCAGGCUAAAUGAGUCUGAGUCUUCCUGUUCUGGAAGGGUUGAAGUUUUCACAAAUGAUUCCUGGGUGACAGUCUGUGAUGACGGAUGGGACCUGCAGGAAGCUGAGGUGGUGUGCAGACAGCUGAACUGUGGGAAAGCACUUGGUGCUCAAGGAGGAUCCUUCUUUGGUAAUGGAUCAGGCCCAGUCUGGUUUGAUGGAGUUUCAUGCUCAGGAAAUGAAAGCUCUUUAUCCAAGUGCCAAUUUAACGGAUUUGGAAGACAUGAUUGUGGACACGGUGAAGAAGCUGCUGUGAUCUGUUCAGGUAGGAAAAGUUUUACAUUCAGAUUGGACUGUGACUGUAAAUGUGUCAAUAACAUGUAUGGGUUUUUCCUUUUAGUUUAUCUUAACUUUUGUAUUUUGUCCUUGUCAGUGAGCGAGGCUGAGGUGAGCUUCAAGAGACAGGCUUUCAGUGAUGAAACAGGAAGUAGUUUGAAUAUCGGCAAUACAUGAUCCAACCUGACCAAAGUGUUCCACAUCUAAUGAGGGUCCAAGCUCGAUCAUUCAUAUGCCAAUAGUUCAUCCCAGUCAUACUGCCCUCUAGUGGCAGCAGGAGUUGUGAUUAGCUCUCUGACCUUAAGUUUGAUGAGCAUUGAACAAAUCUACACCACUUUUGCACAGGACAACCUUGAGGUGUUGGUCUUCGUAAAUAUGCACAAAAUAUGUUCCAUCAAUCUACAGUCAUGUUUCUGUGCUCUGUGUCCAGGUUUGCAGAUCAGGCUGAGUGGGUCUGAGUCUUCCUGCUCUGGACGGGUUGAAGUCAUGCCUAAUGGUACCUGGGGAACAGUCUGUGAUGACGGAUGGGACUUUCAGGAUGCUAAUGUGGUGUGCAGGCAGCUGAAUUGUGGCAAAGCAUUUAAUAUUCCUGGAGGAUCCUUGUUUGGUAAAGGAUCAGGCCCAAUCUGGCUGGAUGAUGUUUCCUGUUUGGGAGAUGAGAGGUCUUUAUCUGAGUGCCAACAUAAUGGAUUUGGAAAACACAACUGUGGACACAAAGAGGACGCUGCUGUGAUCUGUUCAGGUAGGAAAAGUCAAAGUCAAGUCAAUAUUAUGUAGGGACAGGUGAGUCUUGGUAACUUUUUUCAUGGGUCUGGUAUUUCUUAAUCUUUUCCCUUUUGAAUCCAGAUGCACUGCAGCUGAGUAUCUCCCUGACGUCCCCUAACGAAGGGCUGGUCUGGACUCCUGAAGGUGCAGAGGUCACCAGGGGUUACAGUUUUGUUGUCACCUGCUCCACUAACGGCCGGUAUUUUGAUGGCCAGUUUUCUCUCCUCUCGUCCAGCUCCAACAUCGGUUGGUUUUUCACAAAAGCUGUCAAUCACUCAGUGUCCUUUGACUUCCCUGUGGCUGAGUAUGAAGACCAAGGCAACUACAGCUGUGUGUUUGAGGAUAAACUGCAUACACGAAGGUUCAAAUCUAUUGAGACAGCACCACUCAGGGUCGUGAUUAAAUGUAAGUAGACUGUUAAUGGUCCAUGGUCUCUGAAUGUUGUAAUCGUUGGAUAUUUUGUUUUUUAUUUGUGAUCUGGAAACCGAAUAACUGUCGUUUUAGUUUUAGUCCUUUAGGCCCUUGUUUUCAUCAUAUCUUACUCUGAUUUAAAGAUUCUGUGACCAAGACUUGCUACUCUUUCUGCCGGAGGAAUUUCACGAUUUACUUUUACUCUGAAAAUUUUAACCCGCCACUUCUGCUUGCUGUCUAACCACCUGUUCGGUCUCUGACUGAAAUGAGAAACGAUUAAAGGAGUACGAGAAAAACAAAAUCCAAACAAUUUCAGGCGCAUCUCCACCUUUCAGUAGAACAUUAAACAAGAGUUAAAUUAAGAUGUUUUAAUUGUUACAUAUACUUUUCUUCCCCCUCUAUAGCUUCUCAGUAUCUUCCAGUGUCUGCUGUAGUUCGGAUCGUGCUCUUGCUAACAUUGACGCUGGUGGUGUUCUUUGUGGUCUGCAAACAAAGACAACAGGCGAAGCAGUCUGGUACAAACUCACUGUGCUCACCAUGAUACACAGUUUCACUGUUUUGGAUACACACUAUCUCAGAAUCUCUUUUGAGUACUUCCAUGUUGUUCCAAUGUUUCUGUUUCAGAGACUGCUGCAGUGGAGUACCAUUGUGAACAUGAGCGGGUGGACUUUGCAGAUAUUGAGCCAGUGGGACAAGGUGGAAGAGAAGAAAACUCAUGAGGACCUGAGGAGAUCGUUUUUUUUGUUUUUAUCUGAUUCACUCUGAGAAAACCCCAGAAACCACAAACAGCAAUGUUUUAAAUCAAAUGUGACGUUUUAAAUGUUCAGAUUUUCUUCACUGGUCACUCAGGUAACCAGGCGAUGAGGGUGUGAUGGUGAAAUUAGCCACAAGCACAAUAUUCUUAAAUUCCGCUUCUGCAGCAUAUAUCUCUCAGAGUAAUGUUCUUAACUGGAGCUAUGCAUCAUGGGUAAACUAUAAAUGUGGACAUUUGCCAAGACCAGACAUACAUCAUAUAUCAAAGUGUGUUUAAGUGUAUUUUAUCGAGUUUUGAAGUUGUUUCUUUCUCUCUUUGGUUGUAUGAUAUCUCUCUCUCUCAUCUCUAAACCAGUUCAGUCUCAGCAGAUGACCUUUUAACAUCAGUCUGGUUCUGCUCAAGGUUUCUACCUGUUAAAAUAGUUUCUUCCUCUCCACUGUAACUUGUUAAAUGCUGUAAAGGGUUUGAAGGUGUGAUGAGAGUGAGUCUGGCGCUCAUUCUUAUCCCAUCUUCACAUAGAGUGCAGUCUAGACCAGCUUUUUCCAUUUAUUUUUGGUCUUUUUUUUAACCUCCAGUCUGUUUUGAGUAAUGCUGUAAUAUCAAAUUAAUAAAAUAUUCCUUACACGUGUGA
Xyrichtys novacula (pearly razorfish) is the source of this 8192-nucleotide messenger RNA. The record is from the annotation of a GenBank genome assembly. Lineage: Eukaryota; Metazoa; Chordata; Actinopteri; Labriformes; Labridae.